This is a messenger RNA of Tachysurus vachellii, 3326 nucleotides long. It is a transcript of the gene banp, whose product is annotated as BTG3 associated nuclear protein. Lineage: Eukaryota; Metazoa; Chordata; Actinopteri; Siluriformes; Bagridae. Gene Ontology annotation, biological process: negative regulation of protein catabolic process; protein localization to nucleus. The transcript has 13 exons. The record is from RefSeq and is a predicted model, not a curated record. Gene Ontology annotation, molecular function: DNA binding. Bases 124 to 1686 code for a protein of 520 amino acids.
AGCGCAAUGGAGCUCAGAGGAAGGAGUGGAGUUCGUGCACAGUCUCUUCUCUCGCGAGGAAGGACGCCAUUACCGAAAUCCCUACAAAACAACACGAGAAUUCAUCAUUCACACGGCUGAUGAAUGAUGUCUGAGCAGGAUCUGGUGGAGAUAGUCCAGAUUGCUGUGGCGGAUUUAAACCAUGAGGAAAAUGAUGCAGAUGUUCUGGAGAACCAUGAUGAUGCUGAUAAGCCCGAGCGGAAGCGAGCGAGGAUGGAAAGCAGUAACCAGGAUGUGACCCUCAAAGCAAUGCUAAUGUCCAUUAGCCAGGCCAUUUGCCAGAGGUUGGACAACAUGGAGGCGAAGCUGCAGGUGCUGGAGACAACAUGUCGGGCCUUGGAGGAGAAGUUUGACACUGUGAUGGGGAAAAACCCAGGGGCAAUUCAGGUGCCUAUGGUGGCAGGAUCACCCUUCGGUGCCACGCAGACGUGUGACAAACUUCCUGAUGGUUGUGUCGUCAGUGUGGUGCCACAGACCAAUGUAGUAAUGAGCAGUGAACGUCCCAAACCAAGCCAUGAAGAAUCUCUUCCUCGCACCACAGACUCACUGGAGAAUCUUCUAAGCAAUACGGUUGGCAGAGGGAAACACAAAACAAUCGUCCUGAAGGUGCCAGGGCCAGAAGAGAGUCAGGAAGAGCAGGAAAGCGGAUCCGAAGCUAGCGAUACUCUGUCGAAUAGCGGCCAAUCCUCAGCGCAGAACACCAACAAUGUCACACUCAUCACCCUUAACUCAGAAGAGGAUUACCCUGCAGGAACAUGGCUCGGGGAUGAAAAUAACCCAGAGAUGCGUGUGCGCUGUCCUGUGUCUCAAAGCGACAUGUUGCACAUCAGCAGUAACUGUCGCACACCGGAGAAGAUGGCACUCACACUGCUGGACUACCUGUUCCACCGUGAGGUGCAGGCCGUCUCUAACCUGUCCGGCCAGGGCAAGCACGGCAAGAAACAGCUGGACCCACUCAUGAUCUAUGGCAUCCGCUGUCAUCUGUUCCACAAGUUUGGCAUCACUGAGUCAGACUGGUACCGAAUCAAACAGAGCAUUGACUCAAAGUGUCGCACAGCAUGGAGACGGAAACAGCGUGGACAGAGCCUGGCUGUUAAGAGCUUCUCCCGCAGGGUACCGGCUGCCCGCACUGGCUCAGAGGGGGUCUCUGUAACAGAAACAGCGUCUUUGGAGAACUCCACACAGCAGGCUCUCCAAUACGCACUGGCUGGUGCAACUCAACAGGUUCAGAUCCACCGCAUAGGAGAAGACGGACAAGUGCAAGUAAUCCCUCAGGGACACCUCCAUAUAGCUCAGGUGCCACAGGGAGAGCAAGUGCAGAUCACGCAGGACAGUGAGGGCAACCUCCAGAUCCACCAGGUGCAUGUUGGGCAGGACGGACAGGUUUUGAGAGGGACUCAGCUCAUUGCCGUUGCCUCUGCUGAUGGGACAGGGACGGUGGAAGCAUCUCCUCUGCAGGCCAAUGACAUCCAAGUUCAAUACGUCCAACUGGGCCCUGUGACUGACCACACGGGAACUGUGCAAGCUGAGGCACUGGGAUCUGCCCUGCAAGCAGAGAUGGACGUGAAAGAGGCCAUACAGAUCCAGCAAGGUGCGAACGGUGAAGUGGUCCAGAUUCAGAUGCCUGUCAACACAGUGGGAACCUGAGACACCAGCUCGUGCACUCUCUCUCAAACACAAGACUUUACAUACACAGAUGUAUUAAUGCGACUCUGCAGUAGUAGCACCUGAGAUUCACAGCGAGAAAGAGAGAGAGAGAGAGAGAGAGAGAGAGAGAGAGAUAAAGACCUGUAUGUGAAGAUGCUCGAAUUCAAAGUUGGAGUGGACAAUCAUGGGUUAAGUCUAGAUGGAGAGUCUUAGUUUAAACAAAUCACAUAAUUCCUUUUGGCUCAGCUUGUCUAUUGGCAAUCUCCUGACAAUCACAGACUGUGAAAGUGGCCAGUCAGCUUAUUAACACAAUAGCAAUGCUGGCUCGAGUGCAGGCUUGUCAAAGCUGCAUGUGAUACAGACUGUGGCCCAGCUGAGUACAGGAUGAAGGAGUUUUUUCCCCUCUCUGCAUCUGCACUCCAUCACUGCAUCAGCUUCAGUGUGUGAUGAGUUUAUUUAACUACAGCUUAAAGGAGUCUGUCUAGCUGUUAGGUUUUCAGGUUCAGCUAAUCUCCUCCCAGUUACGACGAAGAUCCUAUACCGAAAACAACGAUACUUGCAAAUGAAGGACGUUUUGCUUUGCGUGCUUCCUCCAAGGUUCUGGAUUCCAAAUAACCAGGAGCAUCUACCACAUACCUGACAAACGAUUGCUUUGUGAAUAUUAAUGAGUAAAUUCUUUUUUUAACUUUUAUUUGUUUACUGUCAUUAAGUAGAUUGUGGGUUGCUGUUACCUUAUGCUAAAAAUGAAUUAAGCAGAAAUAUUUAUGGCUCUAGAUAGGAAACAUGAAUUUGUAUUUGGCAGUAAUAAUAAUGAAACUCAUGUACAUACAUUGUAUUACAAGUAUUCACCCCUGAACUUUUCCACCUUUUGUGGUGGUAACAGCUGGAACUGAAAUGCACUUAAUUUUGAUUAUAUGUCAUGAAUCUUAGUUCUGUUGCAACCAGAUUCCAGUCACAUAUCUCAAUACAAAUAAACCUGGAAUGUACAUGGAAGGCCUCAGUGUUUGUUAGAGAACUUAUUGUUAUAAAAAAUAUCUAAACUUUGAACAACCUGUGCAGCAAGAUUAAGUCUGUUAUUAAAACAUGGACAGAAUGUGGAAUAUCUGCAGCUCUUGUCUUCAGGAAGCUGGUAAGGGCACCAUUAGUCAGGGAUGCAUCCAAAAGGCUAGAGGUAACUAAAUUUGAAUUUAUCAUCGCUGUGCUUCAGUAUGUGCAUAGUCAUAUUCGAGUGAUGGCAAUGCUGGGUUUUUACCACUGGUAGGACUUUAUGCCAGAGGGCCAACUGUUCCCUUGUGGUUUAAUCAGAACAAAUGAUCAUGUUUGCUGAGUCUCCAUCAAGCCUUUAACUGGACUGUAGAGAAUGCACUGCUUUACAUUGUGUUUAACUAACACUCAAAAUGGAAAAACGAGGAAUUCAUUAAAGAAGAGAAAAAAGCGAGUUAUGUUUACACAUUACUGUGUCUCAUGAUGCUGUUAGAUGAGUUAUGAAAGCUUUGUGCUUUGAAUGAAUCAAAAUCUGGGUUUAGCACCAGUACUGUGACAAAUAUUAAAAAAUCAACACAUUAUUGUAAAGAGUGGUGAUAUAACUGUUGUAGUAUUGUGACUGUUUGCUAUUAAACGAGUAGUCUGUUUUCUGUUAA